UCGCUGAUGAACGUAUCGUUAUGGCGACGCGCGUGUCGAAUCAGCGCGUGUGAACCCGCAGAUGAGUGACGCGGCAGCGCGAGAGCGGAGCUAACGCGAACCUGCGAGUGAAAUAACUCACGAAACUGCGGGAAAUCAGCGUCGAAUCACCGAUAAACGGCCCGGUCGCGACGAGAUCUUCAGUCAUGAAGGAAAACACCUUCUCUCGGGAUUUAGGAUAGAAACACACUACAACACACACACAUACAUAAUAACACACUGUUUCCACACUCCUCCUCCUCCUGCUGAUGAAGAUAAAGAUGAUGCUGGUGAUGAAGAUGAGGCCCUGACUCUCUCUCUCACGCACGCGCACACACGCACACACACACACACACACACACACACCUGCAGCUGUUUCCACACUCUGAUGAAGAAGAUGAUGAUGCUGGUGAUGAAGAUGAAGCCCUGACACACUCACACACUCACUCACACACACACACACACACACACACACACACACACACACACUGGUAUCAUGGGCUCGUCUCUCAGCGAGCCCUGCAUCUAUGAUAAGCUGUCAGAGAGCAUCGACAUCCUCCGGCAGUCUGGAUACAGGUAUGGGAUGUCCGAGAGCGAGAUCGAGAAGUUCAUCAAGCAGGUUCUGGAGACUAACGAGCCCCGCAGGGACCCGCCACAGUUCCCCAUCCUGAGGGCCACCGUCAAGCUGGUGCUGGCGCUGGGGGUUCUGCUGAUGGCGGUGCUGGUGUUCACGUAUCCUCAGAGCGCUCCUCUGCUGGACUCCUCGAGCGCAGCUAGACUCAACAGCUCAUCUCCUCUCAGUCACGCACGGCUGCUGGAGCUGCCCAUCGCCAACAAAUACAACCUGCACGGGUUUCACGAGCGGUGGGCGUCCGGUGCGCCGCAGAUGUCGCAGGUGAACUGCUCGGCCUGCGCAGACGUGACUGAAGUGCUGGAGCUGAGAGCGUCUGCGGGGAUCGACAGACACACACAGCCACUGCUGCUCAAGGGCGGGGAGUCUCUGUCUCGCCGUGUGUCUCAUCUGGAGCAGUUCUCACAGCCGCAGACACCUGCCAACUUCACCCUGCUCUGGAGUUUCUCGUCCGGUCCCAGAGAGACGCUUCUCCAGUGGUUGUUUCCUGACACUGAGCUCUGCCCUCUGCUGGAGAACACAGGAACAACACUGCAGCGCUGCCAACUGAGCGACCGACCCAGCGCUCAACACACGCGUGUGCAGGUGUUGGGCUGGCUGGUGGUGGCUGAGGGUUCUCCGUCGGUGCGUGUUCUUCCCGUCCAGCGAUGCCAAAACCACUGCCGCUCCUUCAGUCUGUGGCUGGAGCCGGGAGACAUGGUGCUGGCCGACCCGCGCUACUGGCUGAUGGAGCUCUUCCCGUCUGGAGCUCAGCGAGUGCUGUGUGACGGCCCUGUGCUCUGAGACUCUGAUCCGUCCCGAGGAGAACCGCAGACCUGUUCAGUGACGUCUCUUUCUGCUGCUGAGCGUCUGUGAUCCUGGGUUCCGGUGAUGCUUUCUGACGCUCGCAAACUUCAAAGAAACUGUAUUUUGUUGAAAGAAAAUCAAACCUAUUUUAGGAUAUUUUAGUACAUUUUGACAUUGUUUUCAUUGCUGUUUAAGCGCAUUUCGUCCUCAACCUACUGGGAUGCAAAAACACAAUCUCAUUACUGUAUACAGAAAAAUUCUCAUUACUGUUACAAUACAAUUACUUGAUGUUAAUUUAUAAAGCCAACUGUAAAUUAUUUUUAUGGUAGUAUUUGUCGUACUGACUGAAUUUAAAUAAACAAGAGUACUAUUUCUGUGAUACAGUGCUGAGAAUUGUUUGGGGGAAUAUUUUUAUGGUAAAAAAAAGUGUAACGGUAAUGAGAAUAAAUAUAACUGAUAUAAUGGAAAUGAGAAUAAUUUUAUGAUUUUUUUUUUUUUUUUGUUAUGGUAAAUCUUUUUUUUAUGACGGUAAUGAGAAUUAGUGUAUAUUUUUCAUUAUGGUAAUGAGAAUGAAAAUUAUUUAUUAUUUAAAAUCUCUCUUCAUAUAGUAAUUUUUUUUUAAAUUUUUGGUGAAGGUAAUGAGAAUGAUCAUAUUUUUCAUUAUGGCAGUAAGAAAUGCAUUUUUAUGAUGGUAAUGAGAAUUAGUGUAUAUUUUUCAUUAUGGGAAUGAGAAUUAUUUUGUUCAAAAUCUCUGUUUUUGGUGAAGGUAAUGAGAAUGAUUAUAUUUUUCAUGAUGGUAAUGAGAAGGAGGUUUUUUGUACGUGUUACAGUGACGAGAACAAGAAUUUUUCUGUAUUACGGUAAUGAGAACAAUUCAUUUUUGUGAGUAUUACGGUAAUGACAUUUGAGAAUAUUUUGUAAUAUUAUGGUAACAAGGACUUAUCAGGAGAAUCUACGUUUUUUUUCAUUAUGGUAAUGAUGGUGAAUAUUUUUGCAUCACAGUAACAUGUCGGAAAUGCGUUUUAUUGUCAUGAAUCUAAUUUCAGUGUUGAAAUGUGAUCCGCACAUGUUCCGCGAUCAGCCAAUCAGAGCACUUUAAAUGUUGGCCAUCAGCCGAUGAUGUCAUUUCCUGGUCGAGCGACGACAUCACCGCCGUCAGAUCGUGCCGACGGUUUAAUAUAGCCAACGUUUUUUGUUCUCUGGAGAUUAAUCAUUGUAAAUAAUGAGAUGCAGAUGAUGUGAUUUACUAAUAUGAUUCAGAGAUUUAUGUUGAUUGUGAUUUUACUGCAGGAUUUACACAGUAAACAAAAGCUGCUGUUCGUAACCCGCUGCGUGUGAUUGCAGUGUUUCUUAUGUGAUUGUUCGUCACAUUUAGAGAGAAAACAGAUGUGUGAUGGUGGUUUUAUAAUGUCUAAAGCCAGACUGAGCGUGUGAAGUGUUCAAAUGCAACAAAAAAAGCUGAUUAUGUGGAAGUAUGCAUUAGAGACCGAGUUGGUCCAGGUGAGAAAAAAAAAAAACUUUUUUC
Onychostoma macrolepis is the source of this 2960-nucleotide messenger RNA. It is a transcript of the gene c22h6orf89, whose product is annotated as chromosome 22 C6orf89 homolog. The record is from RefSeq and is a predicted model, not a curated record. The transcript has 8 exons. Gene Ontology annotation, cellular component: nucleolus; Golgi membrane. The coding region runs from base 515 to 1432 and encodes 305 amino acids. NCBI's taxonomy places the organism in Eukaryota, Metazoa, Chordata, Actinopteri, Cypriniformes, Cyprinidae.